Lolium perenne is the source of this 1180-nucleotide messenger RNA. RefSeq lists its product as uncharacterized. Lineage: Eukaryota; Viridiplantae; Streptophyta; Magnoliopsida; Poales; Poaceae. The record is from RefSeq and is a predicted model, not a curated record.
UGCAUGGUCUAACUUUAGGCAGCAGUUUGCUGAUGAUAUGUAUGCAGAAUACCUUGUCGCACACGGACAGCUAGAGCUGGAGUAGAUAGCUAGUGGGUAUGGUGCUUUUGUUGUGCUAGCCAUAUGGUAGUUUGCCGUGAGUACAUAGCAUAGUGCUAGCUAGCUGUAUGGUGCUUUUGUUAGUAUAUGUAUCAUGUUCAAAUUAAAUAUAUAUGCUUUAUCUUGCUCUGAAUUUUGUAGAAGAAUGGCUGAACCAAAAUCAAAGAAAGGUACUAGUAGGAAUUACCUUGCAUGGACUCCUGAGAUGGACACCGCACUAUUGGCUGUGCUUGUUGAGCAUCACAACCUAGGUGACCAUGCUCAAAACGGUUGGAAGCCGCAUGUGUACAAUGGUUGCAUUAAGCAUGUCAAGGAUCAAUGUGGAGUUGACAUCACGAAGGACAACAUUGUUGGAAGGAUUAAAACAUUUGACAAGCAUUAUGAAAUCAUUAGCAAGAUGCUUGCUCAAAGUGGCUUUGGAUGGGAUUGGGAUAAAAACAUGGUGUCAGUUGAUAGUGAUGAAGUGUGGACUCGAUAUGUGGAGGCUAACAAGGAGGCAAAAGCAUACAAGAACAAGGUAGUGAGAAAUUGGGAUGAUAUUCAGACCAUCUAUUCAAAAGACCAUGCAAAUGGUGUUGGUGCAAGGACUGCUGGUGAGUGUCUUCAAGAAAAUGACACACAAGUUGCUGAAGAUUCUCCUGAGGUUCCUCCAAAACGGCAACGCCUUGGAGAUGCUAUCUUGUGCAUGAUGGGAGAUAUGACUAAGUCUUUUGAUGAGGCUUUGAAGACUACCGAGCCACUUCCUAUGCCAAAGGUGACUCCUCCAACUGAAGUUCUUGCUGAAGUCAAGAAAGUAGAUGGUUUGGGUGAUUCCGAAAUCAUAACAGCGUAUGCGAAGUUGACUGCCAAUGAACGCUCCUUUGAAUGUUUCAUGGCGCUCCCCGAGGACAUGAAGAAGGCAUAUCUGUUGGCCUUACCAUGAUGAUUCCUAUGAUGUGUGGUUGUUGAGAUGAACUAUGUUUUAUGUCAUGUACUUUGGUUAUGAACUGUCCUCUUGUGUUAUUUGUGAGAGACAUAAUCUAUCGUAUGUAAGACAUAAUCUAUCCGUUGUGCUAUUUGUGUGAGACAAUCUUAUUAUCCA